Molecule: messenger RNA, 1228 nt
Organism: Periophthalmus magnuspinnatus
Lineage: Eukaryota; Metazoa; Chordata; Actinopteri; Gobiiformes; Gobiidae
Product: guanine nucleotide-binding protein G(olf) subunit alpha-like
Exons: 15
Coding region: 76-1215 (379 amino acids)
Biological process (GO): adenylate cyclase-modulating G protein-coupled receptor signaling pathway
Cellular component (GO): heterotrimeric G-protein complex
Molecular function (GO): GTPase activity; G protein-coupled receptor binding; G-protein beta/gamma-subunit complex binding
Source: RefSeq, a predicted model, not a curated record
AGCAGACGGAGGAGGCGCGCUCAGGAUGCUGAUUGGUUCAUGGAUCUGAACUCAAACUGAGGCAAACAGGUCCUGAUGGGGUGUCUCGGAGGGCAGACGGAGGAGGAACGUCUUGAUGAAAAAGCAAAGCGUGAAGCAAAUAAAAAAAUUGAACGACAACUUCAGAAAGAAAGACAAGCUUAUAAAGCCACACACAGACUGCUGCUGCUGGGAGCUGGUGAAUCUGGGAAAAGCACUAUCGUCAAACAGAUGAGGAUCCUUCACGUGGACGGCUUCAAUGCAGACACAGAGAAGCAGCAGAAGACUCAGGACAUCCGUAAGAAUGUGAAGGAUGCCAUUGUGACCAUAAUCACAGCCAUGAGCUCGCUGGCACCGCCUGUGGCUCUGGGGAACCCUCAGAAUCAGCACAGAGUCGACUACAUCAAGAGCAUCGCCCCCUUGUCUGAUUUUGAGUACACAGAGGAGUUCUUUGAACACACUCAAAGGCUGUGGGAGGACGAGGGAGUCAGGGCCUGUUUCGAACGCUCCAACGAAUAUCAGCUCAUCGACUGUGCUCAAUAUUUCCUCGACCGACUGGACUCUGUCAGAAGAAAAGACUACACCCCCACAGACCAGGACCUGUUGCGGUGCAGAGUACUGACCUCUGGGAUCUUUGAGACUCGGUUCCAGGUCGACAAAGUCAACUUCCACAUGUUUGACGUCGGAGGACAGAGGGACGAGCGUCGGAAGUGGAUUCAAUGUUUUAAUGAUGUGACGGCCAUCAUUUUUGUUGCGGCGAGCAGCAGCUACAACAUGGUGAUCAGAGAAGACAACUCCACCAACCGCCUGAGAGAGAGCCUAGACCUGUUCAAGUCCAUCUGGACCAACAGGUUCCUGAAGACCAUCUCCGUGAUCUUGUUCUUGAACAAACAAGACGUUUUGGCUGAGAAGAUUCUGGCGGGAAAAUCCAAACUGGAGGAUUAUUUCCCCGAAUACGAAAACUACACCGUCCCCCCCGACUCUGUUUCAGACGCUGACGAAGAUCCAAAAGUGACACGAGCCAAAUUCUUCAUCAGGGACGAAUUUCUGCGCAUCAGCACGGCCAGUGGAGAUGGGAAGCACUACUGUUACCCUCACUUCACCUGCGCUGUGGACACAGAGAACAUCCGGAGGGUCUUCAACGACUGUCGAGACAUUAUACAGAGGAUGCACCUGAGGCAGUACGAGCUCCUCUAGAACCAACACCCGA